GAUAACAUGGCUUCGAAAGGACAGUUCGAGAGUUGGACCAAGGAGGUAAUUUGUCCCAUCUGCCUGGAUUUCUUCACCGAUCCGGUUAUACUGGAGUGUGGACACAACUUCUGCCGCUCCUGUAUCACACGGUGUUGGGAAAGGGAGGACAGAAACUCCUGCCCGGAAUGUAGAGAGGAGUUUCCGGACCGCACCCUCAGGGUCAAUCGAGCCUUAGCAAAUCUGUCUGAGAAAGCUCGAAAACUAAACUUGAAUCCCAAUGGGAAGGAAAGUAAACGUUACUGCGAGGAACAUGAGGAAGAACUGAAGCUGUUUUGUGAGACGGACAAGACACUGAUCUGCCUGAUCUGUGCGACUGCACGGGAACACAAGUCUCACAACUUCAUGCCGAUUAAGGAAGCCGUUAAAAUUUACAAGGAUCGGGUUAAAUCUUCCUUGGACUCUCUCGCAAAAAAGAAAUCAGACUUUCAGGAAAAGGAGCAGCAACAGAAAGAGAAGAUUUCUGGAGUUCGGGAACAGUCACAAAGCGUUCAGUCCCACAUCACAUCCCAGUUUGAUGAACUGCGCCGGAUUAUCAUUGAGAAAGAGCAGCGUGCACUCCGAGAUAUCAGGGAAGAAGAGGAGAGGAUUCUAAAUCCAAUGGAGAAAAAUCUUCGAGAGAUUCAAGAGAAUUUAAAUUCUAUUCAGGAGGAAAUCUCUGAGUUACAGACAUGGAUGGAUCAGAAAGAAAAUAUCACAUUCCUCAUGGAGGAAGCUCGUCGGAAGAGGAGGAUUAGUGAUGAUCCCCAGACAUUGUCAGUGACAGAUGGUGCCCUAUUGGUUGAAAAAUUCGAUCACCCCUAUUUGCUCGACAUAGCAUCGGAAGAAGUGAUUGGCGGCAUUAAACACGUCUGUGUCACCCUGGAUGUGGAAACGGCGCAUCCGCGGCUCGAGGUGUCUGAGGAUCGGAAGAGUGUGAGACGCACCGGGACACGGAGGGAUCUCCCUGACACCGGGAAGAGGUUCACAGACUGGCUUUGUGUGCUGGGAUCCGAGGGAUUCACAUCAGGGAGACAUUACUGGGAGGUGGAGGUGAUGGGGAAUCGGGGCUGGGGUCUGGGAGUCGCCGCAGUGUCGGUGAAGAGGAAGGGAGGGGUCACACCGAGUCCGAAAACCGGAUUCUGGACCAUCGGGAGGCUUGAUGACGAGAUGUGGGUUCUCACCUCCCCUGAAUCCUGUCUCCCUGCCGGUCCCAUCCCCGGGAGGGUGGGAGUUUAUCUCAUUUACGAGUCCGGAACAGUUUCAUUUUACAACGCGGAGACCAAGUCCCAUCUCCACACCUUCACUGGGAAUAAAUUCACGGAGAAACUUUAUCCUUCCUUCGGGCCUUGGGAUAAAAACGAGUGGCUGAGAAUCUGCUCCGGUUCCUCCGGGUCUGUAAACGGGUCGGGUCCCGGGACCGGUGUACCGCAGGGUUCAGCAGCUCCCGAAAGUGAAAGGACCCUGAACCCGGAAGUACCGGGAGUUAACAUGGCUUCGGAAGGACAGGUCGAGAGUUUAACCGAGGAGGUAAUUUGUCCCAUCUGCCUGGAUUUCUUCACCGAUCCGGUGUCACUGGAGUGUGGACACAACUUCUGCCGCACCUGUAUCACACGGUGUUGGGAAAGGGAGGAGAGAAACUCCUGCCCGGAAUGUAGAGAGGAGUUUGCAGACCGCACCCUCAGGGUCAGUCGGGUGUUAGCAAGACUGGCUGAAAAAGCUCGAAAACUGCACCUGAAGCCGAAAGGGAAGGAAAGUAAACGUUUCUGCGAGGAACAUGAGGAAGAACUGAAGCUGUUUUGUGAGACGGACAAGACACUGAUCUGCCUGAUCUGUGCGACUGCGCGGGAACACAAGUCUCACAACUUCAUGCCGGUUAAAGAAGCCGUUAACAUUUACCAGGAUCGGGUUAAAUCUUCCUUGGACUCUCUCACAAAAAGACAAGCAGACUUCCAGGAAAUGGAGCAGGAACAGAAAGAGAAGAUUUCUGGAGUUCGGGAACAGUCACAAAGUGUUCAGUCCCAGAUCACAUCCCAGUUUGAUGAACUGCGCCGGAUUAUCACCGAGAAAGAGCAGCGUGCACUCCGAGAUAUCAGGGAAGAAGAGGAGAGGAUUCUAAAUCCAAUGGAGAAAAAUCUUCAAAAGAUUCAAAAGAAUUUAAAUGCCAUCUACAAGGAAAUCUCAAAGUUACAGGAACAGAAGGAUCAACAAGACAAUAUCAUAUUCCUCAUGGAGGAAGCUCGUCGGAAGAGGAGGAUUAGUGAUGAUCCCCAGACAUUGUCAGUGACAGAUGGUGCCCUAUUGGUUGAAAAAUUCGAUCACCCCUAUUUGCUCGACAUAGCAUCGGAAGAAGUGAUUGGCGGCAUUAAACACGUCUCUGUCAUCCUGGAUGUGGAAACGGCGCAUCCGGUGCUCGAGGUGUCUGAGGAUCGGAAGAGUGUGAGAUACACCGAUACCCGGAGGAAUCUCCCUGACACCGGGAAGAGGUUCACAGACUGGGCUUGUGUGCUGGGAUCGGAGGGAUUCACAUCGGGGGGACAUUACUGGGAGGUGGAGGUGACGGGGAAUCGGCGCUGGAAUCUGGGAGUCGCCGCAGAGUCUGUGGAGAGGAAGGGAGGGGUCACACUGAGUCCGGAGACCGGAUUCUGGAUCAUCGGGCGGGUUGAUGACGUGUUACAUCGGGAUUGUGACGUGUUCGGUCUCACCUCCCCUGUGCCCCGUCUCCCUGCCGGUCCCAUCCCCGGGAGGGUGGGAGUUUAUCUCAGUUACGAGUCCGGGACAGUUUCAUUUUACAAUGCGGAGACCAAAUCCCAUCUCCACACCUUCACCGGGAAUAAAUUCACGGAGAAACUUUAUCCUUACUUCGAGACUGGAUAUGAAAACCAGUGGCUGAGAAUCUGCUCCGGUUCCGCUCCGGGUCUGUAAACGGGUCGGGUCCCGGGACCGGUGUCAGGAGUCAGUCAGUGUAAAUAUAAAUGUGCGGAGAGUGAAAUAAACAUGAUGUGAGAAUUAUCGAUCCAUUAAUUUUAACUCGUUCACCGCGUCCGUCAACGGAACAGAAACACUGCGGAUUCAGCAGCAGCCGCGGACGGCGGGUCCUGAGCUCCCCGGCUCCUCCGGGUGCUAAAGUCCACCGGGACUGACAGGGUAACUGGGGCAAGUGGGG
Molecule: messenger RNA, 3184 nt
Organism: Hypanus sabinus (Atlantic stingray)
Lineage: Eukaryota; Metazoa; Chordata; Chondrichthyes; Myliobatiformes; Dasyatidae
Biological process (GO): protein ubiquitination
Molecular function (GO): ubiquitin-protein transferase activity; protein binding; zinc ion binding
Source: RefSeq, a predicted model, not a curated record